Lutra lutra (Eurasian river otter) is the source of this 445-nucleotide messenger RNA. Its product is annotated as histone H2B type 1-M-like. Gene Ontology annotation, molecular function: protein heterodimerization activity; structural constituent of chromatin; DNA binding. Gene Ontology annotation, cellular component: nucleosome. The record is from RefSeq and is a predicted model, not a curated record. The transcript has a single exon. NCBI's taxonomy places the organism in Eukaryota, Metazoa, Chordata, Mammalia, Carnivora, Mustelidae. The annotation marks the transcript as partial.
AGCCUCACACUCACUGCGUUAUUUUCAAGCCUUCAACAGUUGUUUCUGGCGGUACCCGAGCCCACCAAGUCGGCGCCGGCCCCGAAGAAGGGCUCCAAGAAGGCGGUGACCAAGGCGCAGAAGAAGGACGGCCAGAAGCGCAAACGCAGCCGCAAGGAGAGCUACUCGGUGUACGUGUACAAGGUGCUGAAGCAGGUGCACCCCGACACGGGCAUCUCGUCCAAGGCCAUGGGCAUCAUGAACUCGUUCGUCAACGACAUCUUCGAGCGCAUCGCGGGCGAGGCGUCCCGCCUGGCGCACUACAACAAGCGCUCGACCAUCACGUCCAGGGAGAUCCAGACGGCCGUGCGCCUGCUGCUGCCCGGGGAGCUGGCCAAGCACGCCGUGUCCGAGGGCACCAAGGCCGUCACCAAGUACACCAGCGCCAAGUGAGCCUGCCAGCUGC